AUGUCGUCCGCCCGCAGCGGCUCUGACUCUGACGCAUCAGAACCGCGCCAUGCCACCUGGAACUGGCUCCUCUUCCUCCGCCAACGCCGCUUGAUGGCUCAGCUCGGGAAGCUCCAGAACGACUUCAAGCACUGCUACUGUCAGGCCGAUUGCAAUGGAUCUUUGCACGUCGAGGAAGGAGUCCCUGUGGUCCCAGGACCCCGCCCCCGCCUACACGUGCAUGCCCCGUUCGUGCGCGUGGAUAGUGACUUGCCUCGUACCUGGGCCAGACCUGAGUACCAUAGGGAUGCAGACGAUGUGGUUGUCGCAGAAGCACGAGGUACAUCGGACAUACUUCUUCCCCGGGACGGGCAUAGGGCCACUCUGCGCAUGUCACUCCAGGUCCGCAGGAAGGCUUCUCAAGCUCCGCUGGUUGGGUAUUUUGGGGAGAUGUUCCUGACAAGGUGGGGCCAACCGGAGGAGUUUCUCGGUUUUAUUCAGAGCUUUCAUGUGGAUCGGAGGUCGAACGCUGCCUGGGAGGUCACAUACCUUGGCGAGUGGGCUGACGGGCAAUACGGCGGCACCGGGGAUUUCCUUCAGAGAAUUUACAACAUUACUUUCAAAGGCAAUAAACGCGAUAAUGCUCCGUAUGAGUACCAUAAUCCGGAAAAUGUUGCAGUGGAGGAGCGGACCGAGGAUGCAAUGCUGCUUCCCACCGAUCCAUACCGGGAUCACUUUGCAUCAGCUUGGGCGAGAAUCAGUGAAGAUGGGGCUGAUAUCCUCUACAUACCGCUGAUAUGGAUCCGAAAUAAAUUCCAGGGACAGCGCAUUAUCGCUCGCGGGUUUGAAUUAUUAUUCAGGCUGAUGACUGGUGGCACGUUGUCUGGGGCAUACAACCUCAACCGCCCACUGGCCGUUUUGCUGCAGGCGGGCAUGCUCAGUCCCCCGUACGACGGAGGUUGGCUAGAUGCAAACGGUGAUGAGAUGGACUGGAUUCCCCAGCUGGAUGCUAUCGCACGUGGAUAUAUGAGGGGUGGGUUUAUGCGCCUAGUUCAGGAUAAAGAUAGCCUCGAUUACUACAUGGGCCGCGGCGUCGACCCUGCAGACUACCCAGCGGCCCCUGGCGACAUGGCCAUCGUGCCGCCGAAUCCGCCUCCGUCGGAUGUGUCCACACCAUCGCCCAUGCGCGCUAGACCAGUCGGUACCGGCCAUCGUGGCCCCAAAUUCUUGCCUGGAAGAAAAACUCCGGUUUCUCCUACUUUUUGGAGAGGAAACAAUGCUGGCAGCGUCGCAAAUAAUAACAGUAGCAGCAAUGGCGACAAUGGCGACAAUGACGGCAAUGACGGCAGUAGCAACGACAACGAUAACGACCAGGAGAUGGCACAGGGAAUUUAG
This is a messenger RNA of Diaporthe batatas, 1374 nucleotides long. RefSeq lists its product as uncharacterized. The transcript is spliced from 3 exons. The coding region runs from base 1 to 1374 and encodes 457 amino acids. NCBI's taxonomy places the organism in Eukaryota, Fungi, Ascomycota, Sordariomycetes, Diaporthales, Diaporthaceae. The record is from RefSeq and is a predicted model, not a curated record.